Musca vetustissima is the source of this 1482-nucleotide messenger RNA. Its product is annotated as tribbles. The record is from RefSeq and is a predicted model, not a curated record. Bases 88 to 1482 code for a protein of 464 amino acids. Gene Ontology annotation, molecular function: protein kinase activity; mitogen-activated protein kinase kinase binding; ATP binding. Gene Ontology annotation, biological process: regulation of MAP kinase activity; protein phosphorylation; positive regulation of proteasomal ubiquitin-dependent protein catabolic process. The transcript is spliced from 2 exons. Gene Ontology annotation, cellular component: nucleus. NCBI's taxonomy places the organism in Eukaryota, Metazoa, Arthropoda, Insecta, Diptera, Muscidae.
AUUAUAAAAUAUUUUUGUGUCAAACACAUUCAAGUACGGAAAUAACCAGGCAGGCAGUUCAGUGUGUAAAGGAAUCUGGAAUACACAAUGGAACGAAAUACAGCUGUACCACUUGCCACGUCUAGCAUGAGUUCUCCUGCAGCAGCUGCCAUUAAAACAGAAUAUUCAUCGUCUGCAUCCCCGUCGUCGCCCUCAAUUGCUGCGGAUAGUAGGUCAAACAGACAUUUCACCAGAACAUCGGGCAUCACUAAUAACUGCUCUUUAAAUGCAGCAUAUGCCACCCUUCUUAGCACACCAAAGAAACAUUUGUUGGAUACUGUAAUGCUACAGACAAUACGAAAGAAACUGGCAACACCGGGUGGUGUGUUUGAACUACAAUCCUUGCGUCUGGACUGUACCGUCGACUCUGCCGUGAAAGUAAUACAGGAUAAAUAUAUAAUAUGUGCGAGAUCAAAACAUGCGGGCGAGUCCAAGGGCCAGUCGUGCUACCGUCAUUUGGUAGACAUGAAUAUGUCGAAUCUUGUAUGUACGGAUAUUUAUACGGGAGAACAGUAUGCCGUGAAAAUAAUCAACGAGCCCUUUCACAAGGUGCAAGAAGCCUAUUUCAAACUACAACUAGAAGGUGAAAAGCGCUGUAGCAGCAUCUAUGGCCAUCAAUUGAUACGCGAAGUACAUGAUGUUGUUCCAAUGGAUAAACAACGAACAUACAUCAUUUUAGCAGCCGCCAACAAGAAUUCGGAAUCCAGUAGUAGCCCAGUCUCAGAGGUGUAUGAGGAUUUGCACACAUACCUCAGGGAAAACCACCGACUUUGCGAGACAGAAGCACGAACGCUAUUUCACCAGAUCUGCGAAACUGUUCUUAUCUGUCACAGAAAUGGAAUUAUACUACGUGACCUUAAACUCAAACGUUUCUUUUUCAUAGACGAAGCAAGAACAAAAUUGCAAUAUGAAUCUCUGGAAGGCUCAAUGAUUCUUGACAAUCCAGAAGACGACACACUAAGCGAAAAAAUUGGCUGCCCACUAUAUACUGCACCCGAGUUGCUCUGUCCAGAACCAAAGUACAAAGGCAAGCCUGCCGAUAUGUGGGCAUUGGGAGUUAUAUUGUACACCAUGCUUGUUGGCCACUAUCCAUUCUUUGUAAAAGGAAACAGCAAUCUUAUUUCUAUUAUUCGACAAUGUUUUGUGCAGCUUCCGGGCCAUUUAUCACGUUCUGCCAGGUGGCUACUAUUGGCGCUACUGCGGAAAAACAUAAACGAUCGAGUGCCAAUAGAACACAUAUUUCUGUCCCCCUGGUUAAAGGAGCAGAGGCCAUUUCACAUGUACAUACCAGUUGACGUCGAAAUUCCCGUUGAAGAAUCACUAGGAGGAAAUAAUUCAAUGGAUUGUGAAGAUUCAGACGAAGAUGUUGGCGUGCAACCUUUGGAUUAUUCAUGUAAUGGUCUCAGCCUCAAUUGCAGUUAUUCGUAUGCUGAAAUGGGUUGA